Molecule: messenger RNA, 315 nt
Organism: Menidia menidia (Atlantic silverside)
Lineage: Eukaryota; Metazoa; Chordata; Actinopteri; Atheriniformes; Atherinopsidae
Source: the annotation of a GenBank genome assembly
AUGAGCUCGAACGAGAAAAGAUACGACCCCAGAGACACAACUCUGAAGUUCGUCACCAGACCGGACGACCUGGACCCUCUGCGUAAGCCCCAUUAUUCCGGGAAAACCUCCAGAAAAGCUCUAAAAUACAGCAUAAUCUGCGCACCGGUGCUGCGUUCACGGCCUGUCGUUGUGUUUCCUUUAGCGCCGGAGGAGGGAGACCGGUGCCUCCGCGCGGAGAUGUCCUGCGGCCACGCCGUGACCCCGGAGUCUCUGACCGGGUGGUGCCGCAGCCUGCUGGACCAGGUUUGGGCCCUCCGCGCAGGGACAGAGUAA